AGAAAACACUGAAAUACAGAUCUUCAAAUUACUAUUUUGAUAAUAUGCUUUCUACAUAAAUAUUUCUGUAAUUAUUUUAAUUUAUUUGUGUGUUGUCCGUGUGAUUUAUGUUUUCAGGAACAAACAGAAAAGUCUGGAGGACUACUGUCAGAAAAGAACACCCUGCACCCCCCAGGAGGUGGCUGUACUUACUGAGAGCGUCCUGUCUAUGAUUCUGAAAGACAUGAGGGCACUUGCUGACCACUUUUCAACCAGGUUCAGAGGACCCGUCAGCUGGUACACAGUGGACCUCGACUUGCCGCCCAGCAAGAGAUGGACGGCUGUGAUCACUGAGAAAAAACAAGAUCUGAUCAGCUUGAUUCAAGCCGUCAGAAAUCUGGCAAAUGCUUUUGUGCCCAGCGGGAAGCUGAUAGAGCUGGUUGAUAUUACACUGCCUUUGAUGGCGAACACACUACCAAGUCCGUUUGGUGAGGAGAUCAAAGGAAUAGCUGAGGUUUCAGGGGUUCCUCUUGGUGAAGUGGUGUUGUUUAACAUCUUCUAUGAGAUUUUCACCGUGUGCACCUCUGUUGUAGCAGAAGAUAAGAACGGUAACCUCCUUCAUGGCAGAAAUCUAGAUUUUGGGCUGUUUAUGGGCUGGGAUGUGAAAGACAAGUCGUGGAUCAUCAGUGAGAAGCUAAAGCCUCUAGUGGUCAACCUAGACUUCAGAAAGAACAGCCAGACGGUUUUUAAGUCCACUAACUUUGCUGGCUACGUUGGCAUGCUGACUGGUAUCAAGCCUCACACCUUCACCCUGACCAUGAACGAGCGCUUCACCCUGGAUGGAGGAUACAUCGGAAUCCUGGAGUGGAUCAUGGGACAGAGAGACGGGAUGUGGAUGAGCUUUCUCACUCGAUCUGUCUUGGAGAAUGCGAACAGCUAUGAGGAAGCCAAAAGGCAACUGGCCGAGACGAAGAUGCUCGCUCCAGCUUACUUCAUCCUCGGAGGAAACCAGAGGGGGCAGGGCUGCAUCAUCACCCGCUCCAGGCAGCACAGCAUCGAUGUGUUGGAGAUUGAUGUGAAACUGGGUCGUUGGUACGUCCUGGAGACAAACUACGACCACUGGAAGGAUCCGUUUUUCCUGGAUGACCGGAGGACUCCUGCCAUGAAGUGUAUGAACCAGACCACACAGGCAAGAAUCUCUGUGAAUACGCUGUACGACGUGCUCUCGACUAAACCCGUGUUGAACAAGCUGACCACAUACACGGCUCUGAUGCAAGUGUCAGAGGGCAAACUGGAGUCUUACAUCCGGGACUGUCCAAGCCCAUGCAUGCCUUGGUGAUCCUCUGAUUCCUGAUCAGUUUGGGGAUCUUUGCACAAAAUGUCAGGCUUUACAAUGGUUUCCAUAUAGAUUUACUGAGCAGAAUUGCUGUUUUAACCUUCCCACUGUCUUUAUGGGUGACCCCACGAGGAAAGUUGACCAUUGAGCAGGAUUGAUAGUUUAUGCCUUGAGGUCCAUGUGGCAGGGGUGAGGCGGUGCUCACUCCUCACCCCUGCCACAUGGACCCAAUGGAUUAACAAUCAACCCUACUCAAUGGUCAACUUUCCUCGCGGGGUCACAACUAUUAAGAGAGUGGGAGGGUUAAGCACUAACGUCAUCUGAUUUAAGCUUUAAAGUAGCACUAAACCGUUUCCUGCUCCUCCGCCCUACUGGUUAAAAGUUAAAUUACAACUGAAGCAGCCUGCUGUAGCUAGUGCUAAUAAUGGGCUAACACAAACAUGAGCCAGCUGAUACUAAAUAAGCCACUAAGUUGAAAGAUCCACACUAUUGAACAAAUAAUAUUAUUAUUUACAAGUCCAGAAGCAAGAAAGCCAGCUGGCUUUCACCAUCAGCCCGUGAUUUCUUUUAGCCUCCUUUAGCUCCUUCAAACAAGUGUAGGUCGCGUGGAUGUUCACACUGGUUUUAGCUCUUUGCUUCACCUCCUAAGACGGGUGUGUCCAAAGUGUGGCCUGUGGUUCAUUUGCGGCCCUCUGAGUGGUUUUGCAUGGACCUCACUAGCGUUUUUAGAAUUGUGGAAUUUAGUCUCUGCCGGAGGCUGUUAAGAUAAAUUCAUAUAUUUUAAGUUCAAAUGUUUACUACUAUAUCGAUUUUAGGCCUUUUUUGAGCAGAAAAAAAAUGUUUUAUUUCUACAUUUUUGUGGCCCGUGAAAAGUUUGAACUUAAUGAUUUUGGCCCUCAUCUUGAAAAGUUUAGACAUCCCUGUUCCAAAAAUGGCUGCUCCGUGAUGCCAACAAUAAAGAAAACUUUUUUUUCUUGUGGUUAUUUUUUAGGGACGGUUAGCAAACUGAAAAAGUGAAUUGCUAGCCUUUUAUUAGUUACCAGCACAGAAAAUAGCUAACAGCUGUAAAGCAGGUAAAGAGCGCCCCCUAGAACACCUACCUGCUCCACAAAACUAAGUGCAGGAUCUGGCCAGCAGAGGGCUGUCAAAUGAGACCAAUGUUAAAGUUCUAGCUUAAAGUUAAAAAAUCUAUUUAGUAGGGCUGCACAAUAUUAGGAAAACCUGUGAUAUUCGAUAACUGUGCUUAAUAUUGCGAUAUCGAUAUCACUCACGAUAAAUGAACAAAUACUAAAGUAUGCAGUGUUGAUGUAGUCUGGCGUGUGACGUCUGCUCUGGUUUCAAAGCAAACAAAAACUAAUGCAUGAAUUCCAUUACAACAUAACAUUUUUAUUGCAAAAACAUGCAGCUGCACCUGCUACUGUAUUAGCAGCUGCACCUGCUACUGUAUUAGCAGCAAAACAACAAACUGCAUGCAUGCAGUUUCUCAGUGACUUUAAAACAUCACCUCCACGAUAAAACUUUUUCUGAUGUUCCAAAUACAGAAAAACAUCCCUUACCAGGGUUUUUAUAAUAAAUAAAAAAAUCUGAAAAUAAGGUUAAAUGUUAAAUAAUAGUUAACAUCACUUAAAUGCAACAGCAAAUUCUCUCAUUGCUACUGAACAUUUUCUCCACUUAUGUGGUUAUGAUAUAAGGCUGUUGCUGCUAUUGGGAAGUGAACUGUGCUGGGCCAAACUAGGAGAAUAUUAAGAUUUUCUGAGGGAAAGAGAAAAACAAUUGUCUACCUUUCAGAAGAGGAACUGGCAAAAAAAUACAUGGAAAUUAUGUGAAAAUGUUUGUUUUUAACCCCAAAUUGAACAAGUUUGCCUAGAACUUAAAAAGCAGCUCGGUUGAUGAAACUGCAACUAUGAUUCUGAUAACAAGCUAACAAAUUGAACUAGCUCCUCUAAGAUAACCGGCUAGCAGAGCUUCUGACUGACAGUUUAUGUGCAGCAGCAAAUCAACUAUCCUGAUUAACAAGGUUAUAAAAGCUCAUGAAUGAAAAAUCACUUUGAUGUGUGGGGGAACUUUUCCAGGCCCUCUUUAGCAGGGUGGGACUGGGAGAAGAGUGCUGUAGCCUUUUAGCUGGAAGCUAACCGGAGCCUGGGGCUAACGUCACCACCCGGUGGAACACUAGCGACAUGAAGGUGGGUUGGUUGGUUCGCCGGCACGUGUCAAAGUCAGCCCGGUAAAAAUGAUUAACGACACCGAGCGGAGUCACGUUCAUGUUUGAAAGCAGAGCUGAUUCCAGAAACCUCAGCACAAAGUGCGUUCAUUGCUCUGAGCCAGCAUGACGAAAAAGGUAACGGUGCCGCUAACUUUCCAUCCUAAGGGUCUACGUAGGGGGCGGGUGUAUUACGUGAACGGACCCAUCUGAUUGGCCGCAUAUCAGAAGGGCUACAUUUGAUUGGUCAAAUAAUACUUCCGCGUAAAAAACAGAGCUGGUUUACAAGAAGUUGAUGUAUGACACAGAUGGAAAUGUUGAACCAAACAUUUAUCGCCGUUUUUGACGUGCUUUGCGAUGGGCCUAUCGCACGUCUUGUUAUCGCGAUGACGAUAAUUUUUCGAUAUAUUGUGCAGCCCUACUAUUUAGUGUUACUUUAACUGUGUGUAGUCGGGCACUUUUUAAGAAGUGGCAAAACUAAAUCCAAGGUUUUGUUCUAUGAGGGAAAUGGACAUCAAACCUGUAAAUGUUUUCUUGUUCUUAGAGAGAACUGAAUGAAUCCAAAUUUACAUGUUUAUGUAAAAUGCACAAAUGAUCACUAACAAAUGUACCUCUGUACUGACUAAUUUUUCACAUUUUAAUGAAUAAAAUGAUUUUCAAGUUUA
This is a messenger RNA of Nothobranchius furzeri (turquoise killifish), 4180 nucleotides long. It is a transcript of the gene asah1b, whose product is annotated as N-acylsphingosine amidohydrolase (acid ceramidase) 1b. The record is from RefSeq and is a predicted model, not a curated record. Gene Ontology annotation, biological process: fatty acid metabolic process. Gene Ontology annotation, molecular function: fatty acid amide hydrolase activity; N-acylsphingosine amidohydrolase activity. Gene Ontology annotation, cellular component: lysosome. Lineage: Eukaryota; Metazoa; Chordata; Actinopteri; Cyprinodontiformes; Nothobranchiidae.